Molecule: messenger RNA, 1862 nt
Organism: Phyllostomus discolor (pale spear-nosed bat)
Lineage: Eukaryota; Metazoa; Chordata; Mammalia; Chiroptera; Phyllostomidae
Gene: SIRAL2
Product: family with sequence similarity 118 member A
Exons: 9
Coding region: 180-1247 (355 amino acids)
Source: RefSeq, a predicted model, not a curated record
CCCAGCGCCCGCGGCGUGCGCCCGCGGGAGCCGGGGGAGACCAGCAGCAUCGCGGAGCUGCAGGAGGCGGCGGGAGCCGGAGCUCCGACCGGCGUCUGGGCGGCGCCGCAGGGCACUGAGGACUUCUACCUGGGAGACAGAAGUCGCUUCUGACCAGCUUUCCUCGUCAGGUGGCCCGGAUGGACUCCCUGGAAAAGAUGACGAGCAGCAGUGAGCAGAAAUCCAGAAAGUUUUUGAAAAGCCUCAUCCAGAAACAGCCGCAGGAGCUGCUCCUGGUGAUGGGGACCGGCGUCAGUGCGGCGGUGGCCCCGGGCAUCCCCGCCCUGCGCUCCUGGAGGAGCUGCCUGGAGGCCGUCCUGGAGGCGGCGGAGCAGCUGGAGGUGCUGCACCCCGGGGACGUGGCUCGCUUCCGCAGGAAGGUGACGAAGGACCGGGACCUGCUGGUCGUGGCCCACGACCUGAUCCGGAAGAUGUCCCCUCGGACGGGCGACACCAAGCCCAACUUCUUCCAGGACUGCCUGAUGGAGGUCUUCGACGACCUGGAGCGGCACAUCCAGAACCCGCUGGUGCUGCAGGCCGUGCUCGGCCUGAUGGAGAGGGGCACGCUGGUGCUCACCACCAACUACGACAACCUGCUGGAGCUCUUCGGGCAGCAGCAGAACAAGCCCAUGGAGUCCCUGGAUUUGAAGGACAAGACCAAGGUCCUCCAGUGGGCAAGAGGCCACGUGAAGUACGGAGUCCUGCACAUCCACGGCUUGUACACGGACCCCUGCGGGAUGGUGCUGGACCCCUCGGGGUACAAGGACGUCACUCAGGACCCGGAAGUGAUGGAGGUGCUCCAGAGCCUGUACCGCACCAAGUCCUUCCUGUUCGUGGGCUGCGGGGAGACGCUGCGGGACCAGAUCUUCCAGGCGCUCUUCCUGUACUCGGUGCCCAACAAGGUGGACCUGGAGCACUACAUGGUGGUGCUCAAGGAGGGCGAGGACCAGUUCUUCAAGCACCAGGCCGACAUGCUGCUGCACGGGAUCAAGGUUGUGUCCUACGGCGCCAGCUUCGACCACUUCCCGGGCUACGUGCAAGACCUGGCCUCGCGGAUCUGCCGGCAGCGGAGUCCAGACGCUGACCGAGUGGACAGCACCACACUGCUGGGGAGUGCGUGUCAGGGCUGUGCGAAGAGGAAGCUGGAAGAGAACGGAACUGAAGUUUCGAAACAACUCCGACAGUCAGAUGAUGCUGGAGCAUCUUGAAAUUUUUAAAACCAGUAAAACCUGUGACUUGAAGACCAGCCUUCGGUAACCGCAGCGCCGCACCCGAACUCCACACGGAUCUUCGCUUCUAAACUGUCAUGCUCCCCGAGAGGGCCCUGCGGGGGUGUGGCCCGAGGAGGCUGGGUGACAGUCCCCCGUGUGUGUCUGACUGCCUGGGGGGUGAAGCGUGCACACUCGAGGUGCCCUUUGUGAGGGCUGGCGGACAACUACCUCAGGGGCCCGAUCGGCAGGAAGGACGGUGCCCGGUAUCCUGGGCUCCCACUUGACACCCCGCCUUUGUCAAAGUGGGUUUUCUAAUAAAAGGGAGAGAGUGAAGACUGUCCAAGCAACAGUAGUUGCCAAAGAGAAAAUAAAAAACUAAACUCUUAAUUUUAUAGUUUUUAUGCAGAAACUCUAUUCCUAUAGAAAAACUUUUCAGGUGUGUUUGUUAUAUUGUAAUAUAGUAAGAAUAUUCGAGGCAUUGAGUCUCCCAGUGAGAGUGGUAUGACUUUUAAAAGAGUGACUAGACCAGUAGGGCUUCUUUGGAAUUCCAUAAUCUCAGUAGCUUCAGUUCCGAAGAAGCGCAAGUCUGACUACCGCGAGAAGCGGAGUCAC